CUUCAUUUUAAUUUUUAACCUCCACCCUGCUGUGGAAUGCGUGUGUUUUACAGUAGGAUGUGAUGGAUGUGAUCGAACAUGGCGCCUGUGGAGGAUUUGGCAGCAGACUUUAAAGGAAAGGGCAAUACAAUAUUAUUUAAUUCAUCAAAAAAGGAACUCUUUAAAAUCAAUGAAAAUUACAAAACUUUGCACCGAAAAUUGAAAGGAAACUGGAAAGUACUGACGAAUAAAGAUGAGAUCAGUCCUGAUGUACUCUCAGAUGUAACACUGUUUGUUAUUCCUGGACCCAGAGAAAAAUUUACAGAAAAUGAAUUUAACUGUAUGAAAAGAUAUCUUGAUUCAGGUGGAAAUAUUUUGGUUAUGCUUGGAGAAGGUGGUGAGAAGAACUAUCUAACAAAUGUAAACUUUUUACUGGAAGAAUAUGGCAUUAUGAUCAAUGCUGACUGUGUGGUACGAACUCAUUACUACAAAUAUUUUCAUCCAAAAGAAUGUUUGGUUGCCAACGGAAUCCUGAAUAGAGCAAUCGCAUCAGCAUCUGGAAAAUUUCUUGGAAGUAACCAGUAUGACCACAAUAGCAGCCAAGCCCUGAGGUUUGUGUAUCCAUAUGGAGCUACAUUGAAUGUCGCUCAACCAGCCGUGGCAGUGUUAUCUACAGGCAGUGUAGCAUUCCCACUGAAUCGUCCAGUCUGUGCUCUUUAUACUCACACAAAAACCACCUCCGGGUCUCCUGGUGGUAAACUGGCAGUACUGGGCUCAGUUCAUAUGUUUGCUGAUAAGUACAUUGACAAGGAAGAUAAUGACAAAGUGAGGGAUGUUCUGUUCCGGUUCCUCACAACGUCCGAUAUCAUACUGAAUCAGAUAGAUGCAGAUGAUCCUGAGAUCUCAGAUUAUAUCAUGGUACCUGAUACAGCCAGACUGGCAGAAAAACCGCGAGUGUGCCUUCAAGAAACAUCUGAUGAGAUUCCCACAGAUUACCCAAAGCUGUUUAACCAGCGUUUGUUCUCCAUCAACACGGGAUGUGUUCCCGCAGCUAUCCAAGCCUAUCAUGAGCUGAAUGUAAAGCAUGAGCCCCUGCGUCUCAUCACACCACAGUUUGAGACACCUUUACCACCUCUGCAAGCAGCGGUAUUUCCUCCUUCUUUUCGUGAGCUGCCACCACCCAGCUUGGAGUUAUUUGAUCUGGAUGAAGCCUUCAGCUCUGAGAGAGCUCGCCUGGCACAGUUAACAAACAAGUGUCUUAGUGGUGGAGACAGUGGAAAUGAUGAGGCAGAUUUAGAGUAUUUUAUUAGAGAAUGUGGUCGAGAACUGGGUGUCAGUGUUGGGAAUCCUGUGACAGGGUUAGAAUUGGAUGCUAGACAAGUAUUACAUAACGUUAGCUUACACAUAGCUGAAUUCAAGAAAAUAGGCCAUCUUGGAGUGUGACUGGCAUUGAAGUGUUUAAUGUCCAUAUAUUGAUGUGCCUUUAUGCAUCCUGCAUACCUCAAGUGGUGAAUAACAUACAAGGGGGGACCCAAAAAUAACCGGAAACGACCUGUUGCGCGCGCAUGCUUUGUAGUUACGAGUUGU
Molecule: messenger RNA, 1566 nt
Organism: Cryptotermes secundus
Lineage: Eukaryota; Metazoa; Arthropoda; Insecta; Blattodea; Kalotermitidae
Gene: IFT52
Product: intraflagellar transport protein 52 homolog
Exons: 7
Coding region: 79-1422 (447 amino acids)
Biological process (GO): intraciliary transport; cilium assembly
Cellular component (GO): cilium; intraciliary transport particle B; centriole
Source: RefSeq, a predicted model, not a curated record